Messenger RNA from Pomacea canaliculata, 1813 nucleotides. RefSeq names its product DNA repair protein RAD52 homolog. The transcript is spliced from 11 exons. The coding region runs from base 276 to 1721 and encodes 481 amino acids. Gene Ontology annotation, cellular component: nucleus. Gene Ontology annotation, biological process: mitotic recombination; double-strand break repair via single-strand annealing; double-strand break repair via homologous recombination. Lineage: Eukaryota; Metazoa; Mollusca; Gastropoda; Architaenioglossa; Ampullariidae. The record is from RefSeq and is a predicted model, not a curated record.
UCCCCGAGUUCUUCCGGCAGCCAUAGACUAGUGACGCCAUUCAUAACUGCGACAAUAAUGUGCUCAAGACAGAAAAGGAAAAAACGAAGCUAAGUCUUCUAGGUGAACAUCUAGUCUGCUCAUUGAACAACAGAUUGUUUAUUUUAUCUCUGCGCUACAGACCUGCUGAACGGAUCGGUUUCACUGUAGAUGUGCCGCUUAACUCUUUUGCCGAAUGACCUGCAUUCGCGCGAGUUUUGAAAACUUUCAUUAAAGGUGACCGAGAUACAGUUAAAAUGACAGAAAAGUGUGUUACAGUUUUUGGCCAGGAAGGGUUCAGCAUUGAAGAGCAUGAAGCCGUGCAGCAAGUGUUGCGUCAACGGCUGGGCCCAGAAUUUAUCAGUCAACGAACUGGUGCUGCUGGAGUGAAGCUAGCAUAUAUUGAGGGCUGGCGUCUCAUCAGUUUGGCCAAUGAAACAUUUGGUUUCAAUGGAUGGUCACACUCAGUGACACAGCAAACAGUUGAUUUUGUGGACCACAUCAAUGGUAAAUACUAUGUGGGAGUCAGUGCACUAGUUAAAGUACAACUGAAGGAUGGAGUUUAUCAUGAAGAUGUUGGCUAUGGGGUCAGUGAAGGGAUGAAAUCCAAGGCUUUGUCACUAGAGAAGGCUCGGAAAGAGGCUGUCACUGAUGGACUUAAGAGAGCUCUUAAGUGUUUUGGAAACAGUCUUGGAAACUGCCUAGGGGACAAGGACUAUCUGAAAUGCAUCAGUCAAGCUCCCAAACCACCACCAGAGGUGUACAGUGUGGCAGACAUGAGGCGAACAAUUCAAGAAGACAAGACAGAGCGUGCACGCAGAUCUGUGAAGUCUAGAGCUUUGUUCAAUUCACUUCAGUGCAACCCUUUUGUUUCUAGAACACUGCAGGUUGCCAUGACAGCUCAGACAGACAGACCAGAACCUGGACAGAUCCUGCUUGAGACAGCCAACAAAAAUGACACAAAUGUUUCUUCUGUGACAAAGGAAAAUGAAAGGCCACUCAGUCCUCCCAACAUUAAAACUAGAGUUAUGGAAAGACCUUUAAACAAUAGCUUAAGGGGAAAAAAUGCUGACUCUGCCGAUAAUACUUCAAGCCCUGAAAACAGAGUGCCUGGUACAAUGUGCCCACAACCUGCCGUGGCUAUUUCAAUAGAUACUGAUAGUUUGCUCAGUGCAGAUCCACAUAGGAAGAGUGUGCAAGACAAGCCAGGAAAUGGGCAUAUACAAAGCACAGAACAACUGGUUGUUGAAAGCUUGGAACAGUGUGUGGAACAAGAACGCCAACAGCGGCUACUGCGCAAGCAGCUUCGCCAGCAAGAGUUUUUAGAACAUACUAAGAAUCAUGGAGAGAAAAUCCAUCAUGGUCAAAGACAGAGCCCUCGUUUUCGCAAGUGUGUGAGUACAACUAGUUUGCCUCCACAUUCUGUUGAUAUGACCUUACCAGGACUUCCCAAGGCCACCUCGACACCAGCAUCAGAGUAUAAAAAAUGCCAGCAGUCAAGCACAGGGAAAAAAUGCUUGGAGGUUGAAAAUAGAAAUGUUGACGGCUUUAUAAUUGGAGAAGAUGAGUUUGAUGAUUUUAUUUUGACGCAAGCCCAAAGUUCUAAUGUGGGAGACAAAGCUGAAGAUGGAACCAAGAAGAAACUGGAUGAUGAAAGUAAUCUAGAUGUUGCUAAAAGAAGACGACUUGGAGAUGUAUCAUAACCUAUCAAACGUCAGUUUGGUAUUAGAUGAAAUGCAUGCUGAAAUUUUUGAAAUUGUAAAUGCCAUAAUAAAGGGGAAGUACUUAAACUUUU